Messenger RNA from Prosopis cineraria, 2557 nucleotides. Its product is annotated as probable 1-deoxy-D-xylulose-5-phosphate synthase, chloroplastic. NCBI's taxonomy places the organism in Eukaryota, Viridiplantae, Streptophyta, Magnoliopsida, Fabales, Fabaceae. Gene Ontology annotation, biological process: terpenoid biosynthetic process. Bases 221 to 2362 code for a protein of 713 amino acids. The record is from RefSeq and is a predicted model, not a curated record. The transcript has 10 exons. Gene Ontology annotation, molecular function: 1-deoxy-D-xylulose-5-phosphate synthase activity.
GAUAGACUCCGGCCCUCGUUAACUGGGCUGAUUCGUCUGUUGUCUUUCUACGAUACCCUUCGAUGUUUCUUCUGUCGUUUUGUGAACUUCACCCAGGAUUCGCGUUCGGUUUUUGUCAAUUUUUCAUUUUUGUUAAUGCUCGAGAGCUGCAGCUCGGGAAUCAUGCUUACCACUGCCAGUUAUUUUCAAUAAAUUUUGAAGUUUUCGAUCAAUUUUCGUGAUGGGUACUGCAUCUGCUAGAUACCCAUUUGGACUUGCCGUUCACUCCAUCCAGAAACUGGAUAGCUCAAGCUCCGAGUUUCCUCUUAAUGUUGACGUUUCAAGAAUUAGUUUGUGCCCAAGCUCUGUGUCCUCCACAGCGUCAAAGGGUUUUGUAGACCGUAUAUGUGCACGUCCUAAUAUUGAUGAUUUCAGCUGGGAGAAAGUGCCGACACCCAUGCUUGAUGCAAUUGAUAGUCCUCUUUGUUUGAAGAACUUAUCUCUUAAGGAACUCAAGCAACUGGCAGGUGAAAUCCGUUUGGAAUUGUCUAUGAUGAUGUUAAAUGCACACAUUUCAUUUGGAGCAAGUUUGGCAGUGGUGGAACUGACCGUUGCAAUACACCAUGUUUUUCAUGCUCCAGUGGACAAGAUCUUGUGGGAUGUUGGAGAUCAAACAUAUGCACAUAAGAUUCUUACAGGAAGGAGAUCCCUCAUGAAGACAGUGAGACAAAAGAAUGGCCUUUCUGGAUUUACGUCUCGAUCUGAGAGUGAAUAUGAUGCAUUCGGUGCAGGUCAUGGAUGCAACAGCAUUUCUGCUGGACUUGGUAUGGCAGUUGCACGGGAUAUGAAGGGGAGGCGAGAACGUGUAGUUGCAAUUAUCAGCAAUUGGACAACUAUGGCUGGUCAAGUUUAUGAAGCAAUGAGCAAUGCAGGAUAUUUGGACUCAAAUAUGGUUGUGAUUCUGAAUGACUGCCGUUACUCUUUACAUCCAAAAGUUGAGGAGGGCCCAAAGGCAUCAAUCAAUGCAUUAUCUGGUACUCUAAGCAGGAUCCAGUCCAGUAAAUCUUUCCGAAGGUUUAGAGAAGUUGCUAAAGGCGUUACAAAACGAAUUGGUGGAGGUAUGCAUGAACUAGCAGCUAAAGUUGAUGAAUUUGCACGUGGUAUGAUGGGUCCUCUAGGAUCCACUCUUUUUGAGGAGCUUGGGUUGUAUUACAUUGGCCCUGUGGAUGGACACAACAUUGAGGAGCUAAUUUGUGUUCUAGAAGAAGUAGCAUCUCUUGAUUCAAUGGGCCCUGUCCUGAUUCAUGUAAUAACUGGUGAAAACCAAGGAGUGGAAUAUAAUCUGAGUACAGUAGCAGAAAAGCAGCAGGACGGUUCUAGCAGCUUUGAUUCAUUUCAUCAAGCUGGUCAACCUCGGACAUAUAGUGAUUGCUUGGCAGAAACUUUGGUCAUGGAAGCAGAGAAAGAUAAAGAUAUUGUGGUAGUUCAUGCAGGACCUACGAUGGAACCAUCACAUCAACUGUUUCGAGAAAAAAUGUUAGAUAAGUUUUUCGAUGUGGGUAUGGCUGAGCAACAUGCAGUUACAUUUGCAUCUGGUUUGGCAUGUGGUGGAUUGAAGCCUUUUUGCAUAAUACCUUCUUCCUUCCUUCAGAGAGCUUAUGACCAAGUGAUCCAUGAUGUUGAUCAACAGAAAAUUCCAGUGCGUUUUGUCAUUACAAGUGCAGGAUUGGUAGGUUCUGAUGGUCCCCUCCAAUGCGGAGCAUUUGAUAUAGCGUUCAUGUCAUGUUUGCCAAAUAUGAUAGUCAUGGCACCAUCUGAUGAGGUUGAGCUUGUGCACAUGGUGGCUACUGCUAGUCAUGUCAAUGAUCGGCCAAUUUGCUUCCGGUAUCCAAGAGGUGCUAUAAUUAGGAGCAACUGCGCUGCAUGCAAUGGAGUACCCAUUGAGAUUGGAAAAGGAAGAAUUAUUGUUGAAGGAAAAGACGUUGCUUUACUGGGAUACGGAUCAAUGGUUGAGAACUGCCUAAAAGCCCACACACUUCUUUCAAAGCUAGGGAUCGAGGUCACAGUUGCUGAUGCAAGGUUCUGCAAGCCACUGGACAUCAGUCUUCUCAGGCGGCUUUGUGAGAACCAUUCCUUCCUGAUUACUGUUGAGGAAGGAUCUAUUGGAGGAUUUGGUUCUCAUGUUGCCCAAUUUUUCGCUCUUGAUGGACAGCUUGAUGGAAAAAUUAAGUGGCGACCUAUUGUCUUACCGGACAGUUACAUAGAGCAUGCAUCACCAAACGAGCAGCUUGAUCAGGCAGGACUGACUGGACACCACAUUGCUGCCACAGCUUUGAGCUUGCUUGGUCGUACCCGCGAAGCCCUCCUUUUUAUGUGUUCAUGACUGCCAUCCUGCAUGGCCGUUGAGAGAUAGGGAAAUUGAUAGACGCAUUCAUAGAUUAAUUUACCGAUCCCUUGAUUUUUGUAUAUAAAUAGGUUACCUGUGAUAUCUUGAAUAUGUUAAUUGUACAGUACAAAUGUCAAAAUGAAAUAUAUAUCCAUUUGUUAUAUACGCAGUUGAGGUUGCUUCAGCGCAAUA